AUGGCCAAGGACAGGCUCUUCCAGCAGGAGCAGCGGCUGCAGAGGGUCAUAACCGAGAAGCGGAUCAUGGCGAGGUUGCAGCAUCCCUUCGUGGUGUCCCUGCACUCGGCAUUCCAGACCAGCACGCAUCUGUUCUUGGUAUUAGACUUCUGUGGCGGUGGCGAGCUCUUCUUCCACAUGCUGCAGCGGCGGUACUUUGAGGAGCCAGACGCGAUGUUCUAUUUCUGCGAGAUCUUGCUAGGCCUGGAGUACCUGCACUCGCAGCAGGUCCUGUACAGAGACCUGAAGCCAGAGAACUGCCUGCUGGACAUGGAGGGCCACGUCCGGCUCACCGACUUCGGGCUUUCGAAGGACGAAGGCCUGACGCCGACAGCGAGGUUCACGUCAUUCGUCGGGACCGCUGGGUACUUGAGCCCGGAGAUGGUGCAGAGGCAGGGGCACAGCACCCCGCUGGACUUCUACUGCCUGGGCUGCCUGCUCUAUUGCCUGCAGACCGGCUCGCUGCCUCACUACGAGGGGGACUACAAGGUCAUGAUCCAGAAGCGCAUCAAGGGGGAGCAGUGCGCCUUCCCGCACUGGAUCUCGACCGACUCCAAGAAGCUGAUGAAGGGGCUGCUCUCGCCGGAGCCCUCGACCCGGCUCGGCAGCCAGCGCGGAGCCAUCGAGGUGAAGGAGCACAGGUGGUUGUUCGAGGUGGACUGGGCGAAGGUGUACCGUCGGGAGUCGCAGAAGUGCUUCCCCAACUUCCCGCCGAUCGUGCCGCGGCGGGACAUCACUGCGAACUUCUCUUCCGAAUUCACGGACGGAAGGGGCAGCCGGUGCCCCGCGACCUCCGCAGCUUCUCGGACGAGGCGGAGGCCAGCGGCAAGCUUCACCCGCCCGUGGACGGCUUCUCGCAGGUCCUGGGCUGAGAAUGAGGUACUGCGCCAUGCAUGGAGUCGGCAUUGGCCUUGCCUCGACCCGAGGCAUGCGUCCGUAGCUCACGAAUUCGAGGGUCUGGCCGCGACCCAGAGGACUGCACGGACGCCCAAAGGGCGCUGGGACGGACAGUGUGGAAUGGUGUUGUGCACUGCGGCGGGAAGACUGACAUUUUAG
Messenger RNA from Prorocentrum cordatum, 1095 nucleotides. NCBI's taxonomy places the organism in Eukaryota, Dinophyceae, Prorocentrales, Prorocentraceae. The record is from the annotation of a GenBank genome assembly.